AUGAACUUGGAACAGUCAGAGUCUGGGGCUACUAUAACUGGAAGUGAAUCGAUCACAGGGCUACUUCAGUUAAUCAAGGGAAAUGUACCAAAGGAAACAAUAACUGUUUAUGAAGGAACAAUCUCCCCAUUCACCCCAAGGCCAAUUUGUCCGAAUAAUGAAUUUGACAGUAACUUAGAGUACAAUAUUAUUGUGUUUGAUGUCGAGACAAACACAACAGGUAAAGCUGCCCAGUUGUGCCAGCUUUCAGCUGUUGAUAAGACCGGCCAAAAGUGUUUUUCCGAGUAUAUUUUGCCUGACAAAGACAUCGACAAAUAUGCCACACGGGUAAAUAAACUGACAGUAAAAUUAGUUGGUGGCAAACGAACACUUUUUAAAGAUGAUGUAGCUUUAAAAACACUUACCUGUCAAGAUGCAACUUCUCGAUUUGUCAACUAUAUUCACAGCUGCAUCGAAUCCAGCAAGGCUAGGACGAACAAAGGUGUAUGUGCAGUUCUAAUCGGCUAUAAUGCAAGGCGUUUCGACAUCCCGAUAUUGCUUCGUAACAGUGCCAGUGAAAUUCACGCCAAAAUGCAAGCUUUAGGGAUUUGUUUUGGCGACAGUCUUCCAUUGUUCGAGCACCUGAUAAAGAUCAAACAUCCAGCGUUAACCCAAUCAAAUGGUCGAAGAUGUUCGUCAAACAAGUCGUCGAUCUACGAGG
This is a messenger RNA of Paramuricea clavata, 700 nucleotides long. NCBI's taxonomy places the organism in Eukaryota, Metazoa, Cnidaria, Anthozoa, Malacalcyonacea, Plexauridae. The record is from the annotation of a GenBank genome assembly.